UUCAGUUUGUCUGCAACAGUUGGUCCACCAUGGUCGUCGGUUGGUGUCUCUGGGGCUGGGCAUUGUCCUGGCUCGCGGUGGCCACCGUAGUUGUUUCCGCCAUAGUCACCGUUGACAAGGAGGCCCUCACGCGGGAGUGCGACCCGGACACGCCGAUGGUGGUGCCGAAUUUUAAGGCCAACUGGUUCAAGGCGACCGAGUACUGCCACUACCUGGACCGGAACCUGGUGAUAGUGACUUCGGCGGAAAAGCAGGAAGUCAUCACGAAGGUGCUCGAGGCCACGGACAAGUUCGGGGACAACUCGUUCUGGGUGGGCGGCAGCGAUCUGGCCGAGCUGGGCAACUUUCACUGGCACUCGACGGGCACGCGCAUCGUGUGGCACAACUGGAGCGAACUGGUUCCGAUGCCAACGGCGGACGAUCCAACCCGGAAGGACGACCGGUGCGUGUUGCUGAGCAACAACACGGAAAUGGGCGGGUUCAAGUGGAUUGUGGUGAACUGCUGGGACGAGUACUACUUUGUGUGCGAGAAGGGGGUGUUUGCAAAGUGAAGAAAUAUUGGUUUUGAAUAAAGUAUUGUUAUAUUAAAA
This is a messenger RNA of Culex quinquefasciatus (southern house mosquito), 590 nucleotides long. RefSeq names its product perlucin. Gene Ontology annotation, cellular component: external side of plasma membrane. Bases 30 to 551 code for a protein of 173 amino acids. The transcript has 2 exons. Gene Ontology annotation, biological process: biological process involved in interspecies interaction between organisms. Gene Ontology annotation, molecular function: carbohydrate binding. The record is from RefSeq and is a predicted model, not a curated record. NCBI's taxonomy places the organism in Eukaryota, Metazoa, Arthropoda, Insecta, Diptera, Culicidae.